Molecule: messenger RNA, 285 nt
Organism: Schistosoma guineensis
Lineage: Eukaryota; Metazoa; Platyhelminthes; Trematoda; Strigeidida; Schistosomatidae
Source: the annotation of a GenBank genome assembly
AUGGCUGACAUUAGUAAAUCGCUUGAUGACAAUGUUGUCAUUUCACGUCGUACGUUGAACACAUUUGGUGGCGUGUUUUGCUCUGUAACGUUAUCCCAGUUCAGUAGCGUGAUAUUUCUACGUUUAGGGUUUAUUAUUGCUCAUGCUGGUUUGCUGGAAAGUAUAUUACAACUAUUACUAUCCUAUUUCAUCCUGUUGCUGACUGUAUUUUCUAUAUGCGCAAUUAGUACAAAUGGGGCAGUUGAAGGAGGAGGUGUAUAUUGUAUCCUUUUCUAUUGUAAUUAG